Gaeumannomyces tritici R3-111a-1 is the source of this 1891-nucleotide messenger RNA. RefSeq lists its product as hypothetical. The transcript is spliced from 2 exons. The record is from RefSeq and is a predicted model, not a curated record. NCBI's taxonomy places the organism in Eukaryota, Fungi, Ascomycota, Sordariomycetes, Magnaporthales, Magnaporthaceae. Gene Ontology annotation, biological process: vesicle-mediated transport. Gene Ontology annotation, cellular component: intracellular membrane-bounded organelle. Bases 998 to 1486 code for a protein of 162 amino acids.
AGGAGAGAUACGCAUCACGGGUUGACUGCAUGUGAACUUGUUGCUGCCCGGUGGCUCUGUUUCCCGGUGCCAACACGACCAGCACCGCCACCCAGAAUUUGGAAGCCCAUUGCAAGCACGCGCGGCCCCGGGCGAGCAGGAGUCAGUUGGCCCGACUUGCCAAGGUUGGAUAGGCCAGGCCCCCCUAGCCCUUUGCAAAUCCGCCACCCCCGGCCCUUUCCAAAACGGAGAGAUGGCAAAAAUACAAGCGGGCAGCAUUGAUUGUGGGCUUUGGGUUCCCUCUCGGUUCCCCCCAGCAAAAAGGGCCACGCAACGCCGAGGAAAGAAGACGGGGCAGUAAAGGCGAAUGGGGUCUUAGGCCCCGGUCGGGACCCGAGUUUGGCAGCCCCUCACUGGGUGCGGCCCCCCUCCAAGGAAGAAACACGGGAAGCGAGCUGCCAGCGCAAUGGAAUCAAUCCAGGCCAUGGGCCCAGCAAAGUCACAAUGUCGCACCCAGAAACUCGGCCGAUCUUCCCGCCAAGACAGCGCGCCAUCCAUGUCAUUCAAAGUGGUGGGUAACGCCUCUUGGCAAAGCCGGCUGUUUGUUGCCCGUGGCCUUUCCAUUUGUUUUAAACCCCCCAGCCGCUCAUUCUUCCCGGUCGCUCUUGCCUGUUUGCUGUUUUCCAUUCAUUUUGGCCAACCAGCUGCACGCACCCACAUCCAUUCUACGUGCGACUCCAUCAACCUGAUCAUCGCCGUAUCGUCUCGACACGACCAUAAACAAAGUGACGUAGGAGGCCGAAUCAUAAAUCCAACACGCUGAUCGCGGUCUCAACCGCAUCUCUUAUCGACCAGCGCAACGCCAUCCGAUCAUCCGCAAAUUUACUGGUCCGAGGCGCAUAUCCUUCUGCACCUGCUGCAGAGAGGGCAGACCGCACGCGACGAGGGAAAGCGCACGCAUCGGCGACGCACCACGAACCUGCACGUUGCACGGCUGCUGCCGUUGUCUUCUGCAAGAAUGUCGCCCCUCGGUGACGACGCCGCUGCCCAGCUGGCCAAGAGAUAUUACUACUAUUGUCCCGCGGGCUACAUCUACAACUACAGCAGCCGCGACUGCGAGUACAAUGCUUGGGCUUACUGGGGUCGGUGGGUGCUUACGGGUGUCGUGAUUUUGGGCAUCGGCGCUCUCCUCAUGAUGCUCGGCUGCCUUAGCGCCCGCCGCAGGAGGAGACAGGGCAUGCCCCCCAUGUACGGCACCGGCUGGAUGGGUGGAAAGUACCAGGGUCCUCCGCCGGCGCAGAACGGCUACUAUCCGCCACCGCCGCAGUACAGCGCCCAGCCGAUGCCUGGACAAUACACGGGCACGACCUUCAACCCCAACGACGGCUACUACGGCGGCCAGACCCAGGGCGUCCAGCCACCACCCAACGCCUACGUCCCGCCACACCGAGACUCGCCCGCUGCGGGCGGUGACCCUCAGCCGCCUGCAGGCCCCCCGGGAAAGUGAAAGGUUUAGGAUGUACUAGCAUAGCCUCCUGGAGAUGAGUCAACCGCGCCGGCCUCACUGAGCUUGAUGGGAAGUUAUUGGGAACGACUCGACACCACACCAUUGUGUGCUCCAGUCAGGUGAUGGGGCGGUGGAAGGAACCGGGAUGGAAGCGGGAGGAUGACAGAUUCAUAGGCCCGCCGUCCGUUGUGUCAUGUUUUUUCUCUCGCCUGUGUCGCGUUGUUUUCUCGUUUUCUCGUCCUCUUUUUAUUUUUAUUUUUUUAUAGCUUGCCUGUCAGUGGUUUUUGUUGUCUCGGUCGCUCUUUAUAAUCGGACCAGCCCGCCAUUUAGAGCGAUUCGUUCUGAUGAAGGGGUGUGGGGGCGAUGUGAUCUAGGCGCAAUACAUAGGUAGCUUUUUCCCUUGGC